Molecule: messenger RNA, 282 nt
Organism: Letharia columbiana
Lineage: Eukaryota; Fungi; Ascomycota; Lecanoromycetes; Lecanorales; Parmeliaceae
Exons: 3
Coding region: 1-282 (93 amino acids)
Cellular component (GO): cytoplasm
Source: RefSeq, a predicted model, not a curated record
AUGGCUGCACAACUUCCCACGCGCCAAUUGGGCAAGGAUGGGCCGUGGGUUAGUGCGUUGGGGUAUGGGGCUAUGGGGCUGAGUUCUACGCUCUACGGCGAUGCUGGAGACGAGGAAGAGCGGUUAGCGUUUCUGGAUAAGGUGUUUGAGAUGGGCUGUACGUUCUGGGAUACUGCUGAGGGCUAUGGGGACAACGAAGAGCUGAUUGGGAAGUGGUUCAAAAGGACUGGAAAGCGUGAUCAGGUAUGCUCUACCUUCGUUCUAAAUCUUGAGAGUAUGUGA